UCGCAUCAUUUUUUACUAUCAUCAGCAUAGACUUAUUAUAGAAAGGCUGCACCUCCAGCUACAGUAUAAAAACGAAUACCCAGUUUCAUGACCGAGAGUUUUAUUUACAGGUUGCAAAGGAAACAGUUCCACUUUUGACGUUAGGAAUACGUGGAGUUGGAAGGCAAGCGCUACUUCGGGCUCGAUGUCGACAAGUAAAUGUACCCCAUUCGGGCCUACCAUGGAAAGUACAUAUCCGCAAGGUUCUGGUGAAAUUUUUGUAUGAUAAAACAAAAGAUAUGGGAUACUUUAAUCUUUCGUUACAGUAAACCAAGAACGAAGGUUACUGUUUAGUCCGUAUCCGACCAGCAAAAAUACUAAGAAAAAAGAGAAGACUUUAACAUUAUCGUUUAUCUGUCUGUGGUCAACAGAAUCGUUUGAAUUUCCAGCUUGGAUGAAAAUGGGAGAAAACUGGAAGUGCUUCCCAUUCCUGUAGAUGGUUACUCCGUGCGUGGUCUUAAGGAAUUCAAUCGGCAUGGUAAAUUUUACUUGAGACCGAUUCAGACAGAUCUUGACAUAUCUGAUGCUAAGCAGUGACAGUGACAGUGCCAACAAGGCAGCAAUGCAAGACUUAGUGAGGGGAUACCAGAAGUGUAAAUCCGAAGAGAUUAUUGACGUUGUAAUUAGGCGAAAGAAAAUAUGGAAUUGCACGAUUUCGACCAUAAGGACCCAGAAGGAUUUCAACUUCUUAAAAGUCCCACAUGUCCACUUUUCGGGAGAGGAGGCGGUUGAUCUCGGUGGGCCAAAGAGGGAAUACUUUUGGCUGAUCACACAAAAACUCCAUCAAGUUGGAGUGUUUGAAGGUCAUGGAGAUCGCUUACUUUUCACGCAUGACAUAGACCUUUUACAAAAGGAAUUUUAUCGCCAUGCAGGGCAAGUGAUAGCAUGGAGUGUUCUGCAUGGCGGGCCAGGUUACCCACACAUACACCCCGGGUUGCUAAAAAUGAUGUGUGGGCUAAACCCCGGUCAUAUCGAACACAGUGACAUCGUAGAUGAAAGUGUGUCACCUAAACUUGCCAUGAUUGCAAAUAUCCAAACGGACCUUGAUGCCAGGGAUGCCAUUUCAGCAGUGGGCGACUGGGCGGCCAGCAAUGGUUGUAAUAGGAUAUAGUCCCUUAACACCGACAACAAGGAUAACAUGCUGCAAGCUCUAAUUAAGCAGCAUAUGUUCUAUAGGUGCAAAGCAGAAAUUGACCAGUUUAAAGAAGGAAUGGAUUUCGUUGGUGGGUUUUGGAGCCUUGUCAGUCAAAAUCCACCUCUGCAUCACAUAUUUCUUUCGAGAAAUAAUGCAUUAAACUUUACGACAUUUAAGCAGUUGUUCCGUGUGAACUGGUCAGAACACGAACCACUCAAGGACGCAGAAGAAGACACAAUUUACUGCUGGGAACAGUUUUUGCGCAUGUGCUGUGGUAUGUAAACACGCAAACUGAACUAUUUCCUAUAUUAUUUUCAUACAGAGAUGUUAAAAUAAUAUAACAUAGGCCUAAUUAUAUUUUCCCUGUAGUUAUCUAAAAUAGGAUAAGUUAUUCAAAACGACUGAUCAAAUACAAAUUAAGUAUUAAAACUUACAA
This is a messenger RNA of Anneissia japonica, 1610 nucleotides long. Its product is annotated as probable E3 ubiquitin-protein ligase HERC4. Gene Ontology annotation, molecular function: ubiquitin-protein transferase activity. The coding region runs from base 563 to 1150 and encodes 195 amino acids. The transcript has 7 exons. NCBI's taxonomy places the organism in Eukaryota, Metazoa, Echinodermata, Crinoidea, Comatulida, Comatulidae. The record is from RefSeq and is a predicted model, not a curated record.